UUAUAUAGGUUCUGCUGAUCAGUUCACAUGCAUCACAAGUACAUAGAAUUUAUUUCUCUCUCUCUUUUAGAGAAAAACAGAAACUCACAACAACUUUUUCUUCUUCUUAAAAUAAUAAUAACAAGAUGUUGAGGUUGAUAACAGGUAGAAGAGGACCAAGUGGAUUUGGAUCAGCUUCCACUGCUGAGGAAGUUACUCAGGGAAUUGAUGCUAGCGCUCUCACUGUUAUUGUUACAGGAGGUGCAAGUGGCAUUGGAUUUGAGACAGCAAGAGUUUUAGCUCUGAGGAGAGCUCAAGUCAUUAUUGCAGCAAGAAACUUGGAGGCUGCAAAUGAAGCAAAACAGCGCAUUUUGAGCGAAAACAGAGAUGCUCGUGUUGAUAUUCAGAAACUCGACCUCAGCUCGUUGAAAUCGGUCAAGGCAUUUGCAGAUAACUUCCUAGCACUUAACCUUCCUCUCAACAUCUUAAUAAACAAUGCAGGUAUCAUGUUCUGUCCAUUUCAGCUUUCUAAGGAUGGAAUAGAGAUGCAAUUUGCUACUAAUCAUCUUGGUCAUUUCUACUUGACUAAACUUCUUCUAGACAAAAUGAAGGAAACAGCAAGAGCUACUGGUAUCGAGGGUAGGAUUGUGAACUUGUCAUCAGUAGCUCACCUAAUUUGCCCUCCUCAAGGAAUACAAUUCAACAAUAUCAAUGAGGAAAAGAGUUAUCAAGACAAAGUGGCAUAUGGACAAUCCAAGUUAGCCAACUUAUUACAUGCCAAUGAGCUAUCCCGCCGAUUGCAGGAAGAGGGAGCAAAUAUUACUGUCAAUUCAGUUCAUCCUGGUUUGAUAAUGACAAAUCUCAUGAGACAUUCAGCCUUUCUGAUGAGAAUCUUAAGGGUUUUCACUUGUUUCCUUUGGAAGAAUGUCCCCCAGGGAGCAGCUACAACUUGCUACGUCGCUCUCCAUCCAAGUUUGAAGGGAGUGACUGGAAGGUACUUCGUUGAUUGCAACGAGUACAAGCCAACCAAGCUAGCACAAGACGAAGUUUUAGCUCGGAAUCUUUGGGAUUUCAGCAAUGAUCUAGUCAAUGCAUCUCAAAAGAUUGAUAAAUAGAACACAGUCCUUGGAAAUCCUGCAUGUUAUUAUUACAGUUUAAAACCAUAUCUUGUGAAACUGUUGUAGAAGUUAGGAGGGUUAAGCUUCUUUGGCUCUGUUCCCAAUUUAUACUCUCUGUGCAUGUUUAUCUAAGCUAGCUACUAAUGUUUUAAAUGUACCUAAAAAUUUAGGUUUUCGCUCUCUUCUCGGUUCUCAACUUUGUAAUGACUGAUAUGUCUCUUAAAUUUUUGUUAAACCUUUCCAUGUGUAACAAGUUAGCUAGUUUAUCGAUUCA
Molecule: messenger RNA, 1371 nt
Organism: Lycium barbarum (goji berry)
Lineage: Eukaryota; Viridiplantae; Streptophyta; Magnoliopsida; Solanales; Solanaceae
Product: short-chain dehydrogenase TIC 32 B, chloroplastic-like
Exons: 8
Coding region: 126-1094 (322 amino acids)
Source: RefSeq, a predicted model, not a curated record